GUCUAAAGUCAUCAGUCAUCGUCUUGUUCAUCUCGAGCAAACAUCCCAGUAAUCUCUUCGCACCGUCGUACUCACCCCAGUCGCCGACCAUCCAUCGACCAUGCAGUUCACAGUGUUGAUCGCUUUCUUGCUCGUCGCCGCCGCCGCCGCUUCCCCUGUGGCCCCGGACGCGGCCGCCAAGACCGAGACCGUCAAGGACAAACGUGCCAUUUUCGCCGCCGCCUACCACGCGCCGAUCGUCGCCCCGGCCGUGUACCACGCGCCCGCACCGGUGUACCACGCACCGGCCGUCUACCACGCACCGGCCGUGUACCACGCACCCGCACCUGUGUACCACGCACCGGCCGUCUACCACGCACCAGCCGUCUACCACGCACCGGCCGCCGCCACUUCUUACUCCAGCGUUAGCAUCUCGCACCCCGCAGUGGUGGCCAGCCAUCCGGUCUACGCGGCUGCCCAUCCGGUCUACUACCACCGUCGUUGAACGGACUCCCGACAUCCAAAACAUGACAUUCUGAACGAUACCCGCGUGCCUAACUGUCACGCUGUAACGGCGACUAACCGUCCGACCACUGUGGUAGUCAAUAUCCGUCGCGGGAUUCAAAAUUUAUAAUCAUGUAUAAUUAUUAUAUUAUAUUAUUAUGUAAUUAAUUUAUUAAAGUGUAGA
Molecule: messenger RNA, 667 nt
Organism: Sipha flava (yellow sugarcane aphid)
Lineage: Eukaryota; Metazoa; Arthropoda; Insecta; Hemiptera; Aphididae
Product: cuticle protein 16.5-like
Exons: 4
Coding region: 101-484 (127 amino acids)
Source: RefSeq, a predicted model, not a curated record